Molecule: messenger RNA, 3318 nt
Organism: Ictalurus punctatus (channel catfish)
Lineage: Eukaryota; Metazoa; Chordata; Actinopteri; Siluriformes; Ictaluridae
Product: netrin-4
Exons: 10
Coding region: 977-2890 (637 amino acids)
Biological process (GO): cell migration; substrate adhesion-dependent cell spreading; basement membrane assembly
Cellular component (GO): laminin trimer
Molecular function (GO): protein binding
Source: RefSeq, a predicted model, not a curated record
GUUUGCCUCACACCUCCAAGGUUGGGUGUUUCGAAUCCCGCCUCCGCCCUGUGUGCACGGAGUUCGUAUGUUCUCCCCGUGCUUCGAGGGUUUCCUCCGGGUACUUCAGUUUCCUCCAACAGUCCGAAGACAUGCGCUGUAGGCUGAUUGGUAUCUCUAAAUUGUCUAUAGUGUGUGUGUGAUUGUGCCCUGCGAUGGGUUAGCACCCCGUCCAGAGUGUGUGUGUGUGUGUGUGUGUGUGUGUCCCGGCCGUUUGCCCCAAGUUCCCUGGGAUAGACUCCAGGCUCCACCGUGACCCUGUGUAGGAUAAGCGGUAUGGAAUAUGGAUGGACCAGGAAACAUCUUGGCUGUGCAAUAUAUGUUUCUUGUAUCGAUAUAACAUGAAGAUGUGAGGUGGGAAUACACCAUGGAUCACACACACAUGUGAGGUACCUGCUGUACCACCAUGCUGCCUAAAAGUACAGUCUGGUAUUGUUAUUUCUCUGAGUGUGAAAGUGUAGUACUCGGUUCGGGACACGCCCAGGCUUUGUGGCUGAGUGAGUGCACUUCUUCUCAUGUCCUGUGUGUGGCGCUGUGCUCCUCCUUUUCUCUUUCAACCACAGAGGGUUGGUUUUGCACAAAAGGGGACGCAUCCCAACGAGAGUGCGCUUUGCUGGGGCGUCUCGUUUUAGUCUCGUGUUCGGUGAUCACUGUUGUCCCGGGUCAGAACGCAGCGCAGGUCCGAGUGCGUAACCGAGCGCCUGGAAACGGAAUAAGCGGGGUUUAACAGGUGCAUUUAGGAGCUCCAGGGUAACGCAUCCUUAUCGAGAUGAAUGGAAAAUGUUUGCAUGAACAUGUGCUCUGAGAUCUUUACCUGUGGGCUUUAUCUGCACUGCGCGCGCACAUGAUGAAGAAAAGGAUGAAGAGCGCUGCUCCGGUUGUGCUGUGAUUUGUCCCGGUUUGCACGCGCGCCAGUUCGUUUCUGGGAGUCUCGAGCAUGACGCGCUUCGACCGGCAGCGGCUCCGAGUUGCAGUGCUUCUCCUGGGAUUUCUGCACGGCGUGACAGCCUCCAGAUGUGCAGGCAACGCCUGCAGCCCUCCUGUGGGCAACUUGGCCAGUGGCAGGACCCUUCACACACAGUCACUCUGCUGCUCCAACAGCUCGCUGAUGGCGGACGACCCUUUUCUCCACCCAGACACGUGGUGGGAGUCGGGGGUCACAGCAGCUGGAGAGGACGAGAUCCAUCUGGACUUGGAGGACCGGUUCUGUCUGACCCAUGUGGUGAUGGUGUUCCGCUCGCCACGUCCUGCCGCCAUGACCCUGGAGCGCUCGCAGGACUUUGGCCGCACCUGGGAGACACUGAAGGUGUUCGCUGAGAAUUGCAGCUCUGCUUUCGGGCUCCCUGAUGAUGUUAGCCAGCAGGAAGCGCUCUGCACGUCCAGAUACUCCAGCGCCAUGCCAUGUACUGGGGGAGAGGUGAUUUUCCGUUCCAUUGCUCAAGGCAGAGGGAUGGACGACCCGUAUAGUCCCGAAGCCCUGUCCAUACUGACCCUCACUAACCUGCGCGUGCGCCUCCUGAAACCCCAUCGCUGUCCUGCUUCUCCUUUCACCUCCUCUAGGGGGCAGCGCAACACUCCACAACAAGCACCCAACAUCAGAUUCUUACCCAAAGUUCCCAGACAGCCAUCUCGUAACUCCACAAGCUCCGAUUCUGCUCCCUAUGCCAUCUUGUCGCUCCUUGCGCAAGGGACGUGUCUGUGUCAUGGACAUGCAGAGCAAUGCCUUCCUACUGGAGGACAAAACAGCCUGCAAAGCAGCGGCAGUGUGCAGGUGCGAGGAAGGUGUGUUUGCACUCAUCACACAGCAGGCGUUCACUGUGAGAAAUGCGCUCCGCUCUACAACGAUCGGCCCUGGAGAGCAGCCAACGGCAGCAGCGGAGAACCGAACCCCUGUCAGAAGUGUGAAUGUCAUGGCCAUGCACAGAACUGUCACUUCUCUCAGCGAGUGUGGAGCUCCACGGGUGGCACCAGUGGAGGUGUCUGCGAUGACUGCCAGCACAACACGGAGGGCCGGAAGUGUCAACGCUGCCGCCCAGGAUACCGACGCCACCCGGGUCGCCCCCUCGCCUCGCCUCAAGCCUGUACACGUUGUUGGUGCGACCCGGUCGGCUCGGUCCCAGUCAGAAACAGUGGCGAGGCAGGCUGGUGUCACCCCAGGAGCGGGCAGUGCCACUGUAAGCCUGGUGUCGGUGGGACGAUCUGUAGUCACUGUCUGCCUGGACACUGGGGCUUUGGACUAGAGGGCUGCAGACCCUGCACAUGCCCUCUGACCUGUGACCCCGUUACAGGUCACUGCUUAGAAAGCAAACCCAACAGAGAAUUUUACAACAUUCCUCUCGGAGGCAAAAUUCCUGAUCUGACUCACCUCCACCCCCAUGAGGAGAACAAGUCGUGGUCCAACGAGCUCACGGUCUCUGCCCUGUACGACACAGGUAAAUGUACCUGCAAGGAAAGGAAGGUGAAGAGUGUGUCCGAUUUGUGCAGGAUGAAACAUUCUUAUGGUAAGAUCGGACGAACUCAGACGCAUUCCGGAAUAAUCUACGUGAUCAAGGCCAGUGUGCUGUCAGCUCAUGAUAAAGGCACGCAUGCGGUGGUGCAGGUGAAGGUGAGGAAGGUGCUGCGCUCAGGCGUCAUGUUGCUUUCUCAGGGCACACACAGCCUGUACCCGCUGUCCUGGACCAGCCGCGGCUGCACCUGCCCCGUCCUCAACCCAGGAUCAGAGUACCUGCUGGCGGGUUCAGAGGAGACAGAAUCGGGCCGUUUGCUAGUCACCAUGCAGAGCCUGGUAGUGCCAUGGACAAGCACGCUCAGCUUUCUCGUCUCCGAGGCUCUGCGGCGGGGCUGCUUAUGAUAAGAACGCACUGGAAGGGCACAGAUACACGGACACUGAAAACGAAUACUUCAAACUCACAGACACAGCCGGGUUCUUAAACCAGCCAGGGGAUGUUAACAGAACUAUGGAGAGACCCAACUGUACCGAACUCCCAUACUGAAUAAGGCCAGAAUACAUGGAAUUAUGAUGCAGUACACCUGGAUACACAGCUCAUGGCAGAUGUUUUUAUUGCUUCCACCAAUUAUUACAUUAGUACUCAAACCAGUGAUAUGAAGCCUGUUAAAGACAAGCAGUACUGUGGUCCUGUCACAUUUAAACAAUCGGCCAUUAUGGUAUUACAACGUUUGAAUUUUUGUUUACCGGUUGAUUGAUUUUCCUUCUGUCAUUGUUAAAUAGUCUAUUUUUGUAAACUUUGAAUAAAAAAAAAUUGUAUGAAACUCUAUAAU